AUGCGUGUUGCUCCCGCUGUGGGAUCUGGCGUACCCCGCCGCACUUGCCUUCCCGGCGGGCCGCCUGUUGCCGGAGGAGAGUGGGCGUGGGCGCGACAGGGGCGGGGCGCGUCCUGCGGCUCCAGGUGGCCCCCGCCGCAGCACCUCCAGCUGCUGAAGCUCGGGAGACGGCGCGGGAUGGGUGCGCAGGAGUGCCAGAAGGCUGCGCAGGAGGGCGAGGCGGCCGUGGCGCCGGGGCCCCUCGAUCCUGACUCCGUGGCGGCCUGGUGGGACAUGGCCGUGCGAAACCUGCAAUUUGUUCCAGGCUCUUGUUCAACACUCAGAAGAAAAAUUGCUGCUCUGUAUAACAGCUUAACUAGUAAACCAUUAAAAGAACACAUUUUCCCUCCUUUGAUGGACAUGCUAAUUUUUUUUAAUUUUUACAAAGCACCAUAUCUUGUGGAUUUAAAGAAACCGGAGAAAAAGAUUGCUCACACAGUGAACUUCUACAUCAAAGUGGAACCUGGGGUGAUGUUGGGAAUCUGGCACACAGUCCCCAGAUGCCGGGGUGAAGAUGCUAAGGGGAAGGACCAUUGCUGGUAUGAGGCAGCUCUUCACGAUGGCAACCCAAUUAUUGUUUAUCUCCACGGCAGUGCAGAAAACAGGGCAGCUUCUCACCGACUUAAACUAAUAAAGGUGCUGAGUGACGGUGGCUUUCAUGUCUUGUCUGUUGACUACAGAGGGUUUGGGGACUCCACGGGUAAGGCCACAGAGGAGGGACUCACCACAGACGCAGUUUAUGUCUAUGAAUGGACCAAGGCAAGAAGUGGCACCACCCCUGUGUGCCUCUGGGGCCACUCUUUGGGAACAGGCUACUGUGCAAGUUUUAAUUUUUUUUUUUUUAAACAGAUUUACCGUAAACUUCCAAGGUUUUUACGCCUGCUUAUGGAUUCCUUGAGAAAAGACAAAAUAGUCUUCCCUAAUGAUGAAAAUGUUAAGUUCCUGUCUUCCCCCCUUCUCAUCAUACAUGGAGAGGAUGACAAGACAGUGCCUUUGGAGUUUGGAAAAAAGCUCUAUGAAAUCGCAUACAACGCAUACCGGGAUAAAGAGAGGGUCAAGAUGGUUAUCUUUCCUCCUGGCUUCCACCACAACCUCCUUUGUAAAAGCCCCAUACUACUAAUAACUGUAAGAGAUUUCCUGAGCAAGCAGUGGGCAUGAGACAAUGGUCCUAGAGCAGCAGAAAUCUUCAACGAAGACUUGGUCCAAACACCACCUGUGAUGUGUAUUUUUUGAUGUAACAUUUUACUGGGUUGCUUGGAUGAGCUGAAGUCAUUGACGUUUCUACAAGUCACUGGCCAUUUUAAUAAGGGGAAGCAUGGAUGCUAGGCCGCAUAUCCUAUCAUUUGGCCUAUCAAAGUCUACUUUGUGAAACAUGCUGAAACCUCACUGUGGAAAAUCAGAACUUGGUAAAGUUUGGAUCCCAUCUAAAAAUGUGUACUUACCAAACAUCCGGGAUAUUUGUGAGUAAGGUGGUCUCUGACUUGGACUUAGACAACAAGUGUAAGAAAGGUGCUCCAAUGUAGUUAAAUCAUUUGUAUUUUACUCAGUUAAUUUAAAUGACAUUAAAAAGUUCCAAGCAAUUCUGAAAGCUUUCUGACUAGCUCUGGGGAAAGUACUGGCAUGCUACCCAUUCUGCUAUAACAUAUUAAGUUUUGGCACUCAUGUAGCCCUUGGAAUUGACACUUUUUUUUUUUUUUUAGCC
Trichechus manatus latirostris (Florida manatee) is the source of this 1741-nucleotide messenger RNA. It is a transcript of the gene ABHD12B, whose product is annotated as abhydrolase domain containing 12B. The coding region runs from base 1 to 1197 and encodes 398 amino acids. The transcript is spliced from 11 exons. Lineage: Eukaryota; Metazoa; Chordata; Mammalia; Sirenia; Trichechidae. Gene Ontology annotation, molecular function: monoacylglycerol lipase activity; phosphatidylcholine lysophospholipase A1 activity. Gene Ontology annotation, biological process: monoacylglycerol catabolic process; phosphatidylserine catabolic process. The record is from RefSeq and is a predicted model, not a curated record. Gene Ontology annotation, cellular component: endoplasmic reticulum membrane.